ACGGAGAGGCGCAGCAGUGUGUGAUGCGUGUGUGUGUGUGUUACGGGGCUGCUCCGGUUUCAAACACAGCGCCCAUAUUUACCACAACAGUACCGGACAGACUCCGUCCCGUAGCCAUAUACCGCCGCUCAUGAGUGACGUGAAGCCCUGGUAAUGAGGGAAGACAAGAGACAGGAAGGAAAUACAAGAUGAUCGAAACAAUGGAUACUCAGCAUUGUCUGCAGGCGGUGGAUAGGUUACAGUCUCGCCUGAAGGAAAAGGGUGCAGAUGUUCCAGCUGAGGAGAAGCUGAAUCUUCUGAAAACGGUCCUGCAGAGUCCUCUCUUCCACCAGAUUCUUGCCCUGCAGAAAUCAGUGCAACAUCCGAAGGAGCAUACUCCAUAUAUUGACUCAGAUCUGAAGGGCGGCCAUGACGGGUUCUCAGCACAGCUCAAUGGACAGCCAUCAUCUGAAGAGUAUGAACAUAUCAUCCGCUCAAUGGCUCAGGGUCGGUACAUGACACAUAUUAACCUGCCAAAGCCGGCAUCCGGUGGUUUGGGCUUUAGUGUUGUUGGAUUGUGCAGUGAGGACCGUGGAGAACUCGGCAUCUUCAUUCAGGAGAUUCAGGCUGGGAGUGUGGCGGACAGUGAUGGUAAACUGAAAGAGGGAGAUCAGAUCUUGGCGAUUAAUGGUCAGCUGCUGGAUCAGAGGGUCAGUCACCAGCAGGCCAUUGCACUACUGCAGAGAGCAUCGGACCACAUGGACAUCACUGUCGCCCGUGGGCCCAUACCACAGCUGUCCAGCCCGGUGGUGUCCAGAACUCCCAGUGCUGCAAGCACCCUUUCAGCACACUCCAGUACGACCCACUGGACUCACAUGGAGACGAUCGAGCUGGUGAACGAUGGAACUGGUUUGGGUUUCGGGAUUGUUGGCGGUAAAACCACUGGAGUCAUUGUCAAAACCAUCUUACCUGGAGGCAUCGCUGAUCAGGAUGGUCGUUUACAUAGUGGGGAUCACAUCCUGCAGAUCGGGGAUACGAAUCUGUUUGGUCUGAGCAGUGAGCAGGUUGCUCAGGUCCUGAAACAGUGUGGCAACAGAGUCCGACUGCUCAUCAGCCACGCAACGGUGGACGACACUCCGCCCGUUACUGCCCACCUGCCAACCGUUACUGAGCAACAGGGUUUUGAGGAAGAAGAGCAGGACGCUUUUGAUGUGAGUUUGAUGAAGAACGCUCAGGGGCUGGGCAUCACCAUUGCUGGAUAUGUGGGGGACAAAACCUCAGAGCCCUCCGGCAUAUUCGUGAAGAGCAUUUCAAUGGAGAGUGCCGUGGAACAAGAUGGCCGAAUCCAUGUCGGUGACCAGAUCAUAGCUGUAGACGGUAUGAAUAUCCAGGGCUAUACUAACCAGCAGGCAGUUGAAGUUCUGAAACAUACUGGUCAGACUGUUCACCUAAAACUGGUCCGACGUGGCUUUAAACCAGAGGAUGCAUGCCCACCAAUCAUACCCAUCACCGUGGAGACCAGACCUGCCCCUAGUGCGUCCAGAAACUCAACGAUGGAGCGCACAAACGGCAAACAUGAUGAGAGGUUGUAUCUCAGUCCAGCUGAAACCUCCAAACCCCCGCCUGUCACAGUUCCACCCAUCAGAACUCCAGAAAGGCGAGACGGAAUGAAGCUAAGCUCUGAGGAGGAACUCAAAAUCCUGCAGAAAUGGCAGAAGGAAGUCGGCAUGUGCAGCGAGGUCAUUGUCGUUCAGGUGGAGAAGUUCAGUGAGAACAGUGGUUUAGGGAUCAGUCUAGAUGUGUGUGCCGGCCAUCACUUCCUGUGCUCUGUGCUUCCGGAGGGUCCUGUUGGACGUUCUGGAAAAAUCUGCAAUGGAGACGAACUGCUGGAGGUGAACAACAUCUCCCUCAGAGGAGAGACUCAUAAAGAGGUUGUCAACAUUCUGAAGGAACUUCCUAUCUGUGUUACCAUGGUCUGCUGUAGACCCGCCCCUCUGAUGACUGACAGCCAAACUUAUCAACUACAAGCAGGGGAUGUGGCCAUAGAGUCCACAAUUCAGGUGCAAGAUGAGCUUGAGGACUUCUUGGUUGCUGGAAAAUCCGAAGACGACAUGAAAGAUAAUGUGAAUGAAGAGUCUGCUGGAAUGCCGCUAGCGAUGUGGGAAAUAGAGAUUCAGGAAAUUGAACUGGAAAAAGGGGAAAGUGGGCUGGGCUUCAGCAUUCUUGAUUACCAGGACCCCAUGGACCCAGAUAAGACGGUGAUUGUGAUUAGGUCGUUAGUUCCUGAUGGCGAAGCAGAGCGAGAUGGACGCUUGUUGCCAGGAGACCGUCUCAUGUAUGUCAACAACAUCAACCUGGAGAGUGCCAGUUUAGAAGAGGCAGUACAGGCACUAAAGGGAGCAAAUAUGGGCACUGUCCGCAUCGGGGUGGCCAAACCACUGCCGAUCAACUCCAGUGAUUUAGACCUGUCUGACGAAAAGGCGUUUGAGCGUCAAUUUGUCGAAGAUGAGGAUGAGGUGUUGCAGGCGUCGAUGAUCGCUCAACACGGCAGCAUUUGCAACACUGAUCAUCAGAUGACCAGACAGUCCUCCACACCCAAGAGGAGUUUUCACCAGGAAUCUUUCGUGGAUUAUCCCUUCAUGGGCACGUCCAAAAUUGCAGAUGACACAGAACCCUUCACUCCUGAACAGAGGGCGGUGCCUUGGAUGCGUGAGGGAGGGGCUUUUAGGCUGGGGCCCACCCAAUCUGACUUAUUCUGUGAACUGGACCUAGAAGUGGAGCCACUGGCAUCAGAGGCGGGGUUAUCAAAAGCUAGCCCCGCCCAUAUACAUAAAGAGGAUGGGCUUGAACAGUCAUUUUACACCAAGGUGGACCCAAUGGUGGGCACCCUUGGAGAGGGUGUUGUUAAGAGUGGUCCCCAUGGAGACCAAGACUUCCAGCAGGAAAAGGAUUUCCUUCCACCUAUAACCGCAGAUGAGUCCCAGCAGGUAAACACCACCGCGGGGAGCAGUUUCGAGAGGACCAUCACUGUCGUCAAGGGCAACUCCAGUCUGGGUAUGACUGUUUGUGCAGUGAAGGAUGGUGCAGGUAUGCUGAUUCGUACUAUCAUUCAUGGUGGCUCCAUCAGCAGAGAUGGGCGUCUCGGGGUCGGUGACCUUAUUCUGGCCAUUAAUGGAGAACCAACAGGAAAACUGACCAACGCCCAGGCGCGAGCCAUGCUCCGCAGGCACUCUCUGACUGGACCAGAUAUGGGAUCCACAGCUGCUGCGGGGGAAGAGCAAAACCCCUUCUCUGUAAUCACAUAUGUAUCUGCAGAAUAUUUAGAGGAAUACAGGGCAAGCAAACAGGUCAAGGGUGACGUCCUCUCCGAUGGCAAAAACAACACUCGACAUCGGACAGUCUCUGAGCUCCCAGAGAGAGAAGAUGGAGAAGGUGAGGAGAGUGAACUACAGACAGCAGCUUCCAUCAAUUGGAAUCUCCCGCGGAGAGUGGAGUUGUACAGGGAAGCUGGGAAAUCUCUAGGCAUCAGCAUUGUUGGUGGGCGGGGCAUGGGCAGUCGCCUUAGCAACGGAGAAGUGAUGCGGGGCAUCUUUAUUAAACACAUCUUGGAGGACAGUCCUGCAGGACGCAAUGGCACGCUAAAGACAGGAGACAGGAUUGUAGAGGUGGGUGGAGUGGAUUUACAUGAUGCCAGUCAUGAGCAGGCAGUGGAGGCCAUCCGUAACGCUGGAAACCCUGUUGUGUUCCUGGUCCAUAGCAUCAUUCACAGAGCCAGAACAUCUGCGUUGGAUGCAGUGGAGGACAGUUCAGUGCCCAGUUCAGAAAACAGCAAUGAGAAGCUGAAUGGAGAGACUGGAAAAAUCUCCCCCACAACACCCAUCCUGAUGUUGCCGGUUGUCCCUCAUGUUGGGGAAACAGACACAGAUACUAUGACAGAGACCGACCAGCUCACUCUUAACAACAGUGGCCCUGAUGAGGAAGAGAUGGAUGAAUACGGAUACAGCUGGAAGGUGGUAACGGAGCGGUAUGGUCGUUUACCGGGUCAGCUGCUCAUGAUCGAGCUGGAGAAGGGUCGCACGGGUUUGGGUUUGAGUCUGGCAGGUAACCGGGACCGUUCGCGCAUGAGUGUCUUUGUUGUGGGCAUCGAUCCCAGCGGUGCCGCCGGCCAAGACGGACGCAUCAUCGUAGGAGACGAACUGCUAGAGAUAAACGGUCAGGUUCUGUACGGCCGCAGUCAUCAGAACGCUUCUGCCAUCAUUAAAAGCACCCCGUCAAAUGUCAAGAUCAUCUUCAUCCGGAACAGAGAUGCUUUGAGUCAGAUGGCUGUAGGGCCAAUGAAGGAGUUUGGAGACUCACUGGACACACACACAGAGACAGAGAUGUCCAGCUCAACACUAGACAUUAUUCAACACGUAACUCUACCUGUGGAGGAUGGAGGGGUGGGUGUAGUCCUGACGGAGGAUGACAGUGGGAACGGAUUGAUCAUUCAGAGUGUGGACAAGAGCAGACAGGCUGGAAGGGAUGGUGUGAUUAAGGCGGGACACAGACUGCUGGCAGUAGAUGAUGAAAUGGUGCUUGCACACUCUGUGGAAAAGGUGAUGUCACUACUCAAGAAAGCCCAGAACUCAGUGAAACUCACCAUCUGCACUGACCCCACCUCCCUGUCCUCAUCAUCUAAUAAGAUUGGCCCAGGAUCAGACCAGGGAACAGCCCUUCAGACUAGCCUGGCUUUGGUCUGUUUGACAUCAUCAGAAAUGGAGCCAUUCGGGAGUUCGAGCAGAUCUUCCACACCGGCAACGUUAGCUUCUGAUCCAGUGACCUGUCCCAUCAUCCCCGGCUGUGAGACCACCAUAGAGAUCAAUAAGGGAAGAACAGGACUGGGGCUCAGCAUUGUGGGUGGCUGUGACACUUUACUGGGUGGCAUAAUCAUUCACGAGGUGUAUGAGGAGGGAGCUGCCUCUAAAGAUGGUCGGCUGUGGGCAGGAGAUCAGAUUCUGGAAGUAAAUGGUAUAGACCUGCGUGUAGCGACCCACGAUGAGGCGAUCAAUGUUUUGCGUCAGACUCCGCAGCAUGUUCGACUGACAGUCUUCAGAGAUGAGGGUCAGUAUAAGGAAGAGGAUCUGUGGGAUUCUCUGACCAUUGAGCUUCAGAAGGAACCAGGCCACGGUCUCGGACUCAGCAUCAUCGGGAGAAGGAAUGAUACGGGAGUCUUUGUGUCAGACAUCGUUAAGGGUGGAGUCGUGGAGAGUGACGGACGUCUCAUGCAGGGAGACCAGAUCCUUUCUGUUAAUGGGGAAGACAUUCGCUCUUCCACGCAGGAGUAUGUGGCCGCACUGCUCAAGAGUCAUGCUGGUCCAAUCAAAAUGGAGGUUGGUCGUUUUAAGGCAGGGCCGUUCCACUCCGAGCGACGUCUGUCUCAGAGCAGUCAGAUAAGCGGGGCAGGCAGUGGUAAAGUCACUCUGUAUUCCAGCCCUUCAGCUCAGCAGGGAGACACAGAAAAAAACAAUGAAUUGCUGGAUCAAGACAUCAGGACAGUUGAAUUCAUGAAGGGCCCAUCAGACUCUCUGGGGGUCAGUAUAGCUGGAGGGGUGGGCAGUCCUCUAGGGGAUGUGCCCAUCUUUAUUGCCAUGAUGAACCCCAGCGGCCUCGCAGCACAGACGCAGAGACUCCGGAUGGGAGACAGAAUUGUGUCUAUCUGUGGAAACUCUACAGAGGGAAUGACUCACCAUCAAGCUGUUUCACUGCUGAAGAACACAGGCACCAUACAACUAAAGGUAGUUGCUGGUGAUACAACAGUAACUGGUCCUUCAUCAGAGCAGACAGCAGGACUCACAGCCAGCUGCAUUUUCCAUGACGACCUGGGUCCUCCGCAGUGUAAGAACAUCAGUUUGGAGAGAGGUUCUGAUGGACUGGGCUUUAGUAUUGUGGGUGGAUUUGGCAGCCCUCAUGGUGAUCUGCCCAUCUAUGUCAAAACUGUCUUCAGCAAGGGUGCGGCUUCAGAGGACGGUCGUCUGAAGCGUGGAGAUCAAAUCGUUGCUGUUAAUGGUCAGAGUUUAGAGGGCGUCACUCACGAGGAGGCCGUUGGUAUUCUGAAGAAAACCAAAGGAAACGUAACACUCACUGUGCUGUCAUAAAAACACACACAGCACUGGCUUAAAAGAAUAGUUUACUCAAAAAGGAAAAUUCUCGUCAUUUACUCACCUCUUUAAUCUUUCUUCCGUGGAACACAAAAUAUUCGAAUAUCAGUACAACGAACACUCCAUAAAGGACAAAAAAAAGCACCUUAAAUGUAGUCAUUACUACUUUGUAGUCUUCUGAAGACAUACAAUAGCUUUGUAUGAUACUAUUCAGAAGAUUUAAGUCAGUGUUAUAUAUAUACUGCUGUUCACAAUACAUAUUAAGGAUGAGUAAAGACAGAAUUGUCAUUUCUGAGUAAACACUUCCUUUAAGAUAUUUUGUUAAACAUUGGAUUAAAAACACACACCGAGUCUCUGAAAUGUCUCACACAUACUGUGAAGUCACAAUUAAAAAUGACACGGAUUCUAGACAAAGGACUUCGACAUGACUCUUUGCUGUUUAUGAUUUUACUCCUCAAUUGUAAGAACUUUAAAAAUGUAAAAAUGUAAGCAAUAUUCCUAGUCCUAUACUUAAAAAAAACCUUCUAAAAUACAUCUGAUGGCUUGCAGUAAGAUGAGGAUAAUCAUGAAUGUGUGUCAUUAGGGAGUGCAUGUACUCUCUCUAAAAAGGGAUUUUUAUCAUGAAGACUGAAUUUCUCCUGAUGAUAUUUGAGUAACUAUUUUUCCUAAAAUAAACUUUCAUGAAGACUGUUUGAAGGGGACACCGUGUCUAGAAAUAGUAUGAGUUAGCAUUGAAACUGAAGUGCCGAUGUUUGUGUAUUUUCCAACCAUAAACGUUGGAGUUUUGCCUUUGUGAGAAUGAAGACCUUUUUAAUCCAAGUUUUAGUUGUCAUGUUGCUGGAUGUAGAACUCACGCUACUGUUUGUCCAGUUUUAAGUUUUGUUUUUAAGUUCAGUUCUGAUACAGUAUUGGGUUUCACUACAAAUACAUUCAUGAAUAAAAGUUACCUUGAGACUG
Messenger RNA from Myxocyprinus asiaticus (Chinese sucker), 7073 nucleotides. Its product is annotated as multiple PDZ domain protein-like. Bases 189 to 6113 code for a protein of 1974 amino acids. Lineage: Eukaryota; Metazoa; Chordata; Actinopteri; Cypriniformes; Catostomidae. The record is from RefSeq and is a predicted model, not a curated record. Gene Ontology annotation, molecular function: protein binding. The transcript is spliced from 47 exons.